CAGGUUUCUCUGUAAUAUCAGAACAGGAAGUCCAAUUUAGACAAGCAAUGGUAGACAGCACGAAACUCUUAAAACAGUCUGUAAAAAUAUAAUGCAAACCAGGGGUAAGAGGUGUGGAUGAGUAGUAGUAAUCUGAAUGUGCCACAGGAAAAGAAGAAGAAGAAGAAGUUGUUAGCCUGUCAAAAUACUUUGCUUUCUUGUGUGCUAAGUUCAAAUGAUUCAUUGGUGCUUUUACCCUAAAGCUACAGGUGCAGGUUUUUAGCAUCUUUCAUGCAGUCCUUAAAAAAGCCAAAUGUGUGAAAGAAUACAUUGUGCUGGGUUUGUCUUCCUGCUCUCUGGGUAAGGUGUAGCUGACCAGAAGCAGGAGGACAGUGCUGGACCAAAGCUACAGGAGUCUGCCCCUCAGCCAAAACCAGCAACCGGUGGACUGCAGUAAUGGGAUAUUUAACUUGAUGGAUUUGAGAGUAAGCUUGGCUGUACCUGAAGUGAAAGAGUUCAGAGCCGUCACUGAAGCUGUCAGACCACCGGCGGAUAUCUCCCAAUCUAUUUUCCAGCUGUGAGGAUUUCUUCCCGGAGCUGUACGCCAAAAGGCAAAUUCAUUUGCUCUUCUCACUGACACUCUGAGAUUUUGUAUCAUCGGCAUCACUCGGGUCACUCAUCCAUUUUUUUUUUCUUUACAGUCCAGCCAUUUUUUGUUUUUUUGGGCUACACAUGUUUCCCAAUUUGUGAAUUCACCCUGAGAACAGAUCAUACAUUCGACACAUAGAAGCAGCAACAUGCUGAAAUUUGAGCGACCUGACUUCAGUUUUUAAUUUGUGAAAUCCUUUUUAUGUGGUUGAUUCCCUGGUAUGAUGUCAAAAAUGAAGAUGCUGGAAAAGUUCAUUAAGCCUCAUGGCUUUUUUUUUAUUUUUUAUUUUUAAAGAAAAUGUAAAAGCACUUGUGUGGUUGCAGGCUUGCUUGUUAAUUUUUUUAUUUUUAUAGAUUUGAAGACAUUAGAAGUGAAUCCAGUUUGUUACAGUGGGUCCUCAGUCACAACUGGGGCUGGGGUGGUUGAUGCAAAGUUCUCAUGUUAUUUCCUGUGUCUAACAACAACAAAUACAAAUUUGGAGAGAUGCUAUAUUCUGAAGGCUGCCUUUUUUUUCAUAGGAGUUUGUGCAUCCCUCUUUAUUUGUUUUUGAGGUGAGGACAGUGAUGUAGGUACCAUCAAUUCUGAUAAAAUGUCUGUUGUCACAGCUGAUGACACACACAUGACUAACACUAACAUGUGUUUGAGUUUUUUACAUCCUAUUAAGAGACUACACUAAACUCCAUUUAUUAUCUGGCAUCUACUGGACAUACACAUAAAGCAAAAUGCCCUGGUAUGCAUGUACAUCUGUGUGUCAGGUCCUCUUGUGUUUUGCUAGGAGUUACAUUAUAUACUGUGCCUGUUUGAAACUGUCUGACCGCCUAAAAGCACCGAUCUCCCCUCUGAUUGCAUUUACGUUAGCCUAACUGUUGCUCCACCCUCUGAAAGUCGACAAAGAAGGUAUGAGAUAACUCCUGCUGUAGAGUGUGCUUCACUAGUGCACAUCCAGUAAGGUAAAAAUUACGGUAAUGUCAGUAUGUCUUUAAAAUAAAAUAUGAAAAAGUGCCGGGGGAGCCCCAAUUAACGCCCACAUCUGUUUCUAACCUGUAGGUCGAGGGUUGAGGGCUGACCGUUGACUGGAGGGCUCAGAGUCAGACGGCAUACAGGCUGCCUUUACAGUCACUGUGUUAGAGCAGUGCGCUGUCCGCGGUGCUGAAACCUGCUGAUGAACGCGGGGAUUCGCUUUCAGCACCAGUGCAAACGGGGAAAUGGCGCAGACAGUAGCAGGGUGAGAACGAGUGCGGCUGGCCUGCUAGAGAGUGGAGGGGAAAUGCGUUUCGGAGUAGUUUUAUUGUGUCUGCGAGGGCUGGAGUGGAAUAAAGAAAAGAGAGAGAAAAAAAAACGAGCCGUUUGCAACACGUGAAAGCAGCACACGUCUCUUACAUGACUUCAGUAAGGUCGCUGAUUCUUAGAUGAUGGUGACAGUGUGGUGAUCUGCUGUUAAACAAAUUUCUCAGGUUUCUUUCUUUGCUUUUUGUUCUUCCUUUUUUGGUUUUGUUUUGUUAAGGGGGGGCAAAAGAGCGGACUAUGCUACUCUCGAGUCGUGGUGUUAUUCCCGCCCGCUCCACAGACCCAUACCACGGCAAAAAGGCGAUGUUUGACUUCAAAUGCCAUAUUUAGGAAAAAUGCUCGGUCGCUUUGAGUGACUGGGGCGAGGACGAAUGGCGUCUUGUGAUCUGGGAAGAGACGCUCGAGCUCAGUGAGGAACGCCUCGGAGCCAAUAGCAUUGGAGGGCUUGUGCACGCAUAAGCGGUGGAUGGAGCUUCUCCGGGUAUACUUCCGCGUCCAAUGCAUGUUCAUGUGUAGGUUGAAUGGAUGAAACGGGGAGUGCGGAGAGGUAUAGGCAUGCUGUGAUACGGCCCUAUAUAUUUGCCGGCAGGACUAUCUUCCUUUUAAAGAGAACCUCCUCCGUGCAUUGGCUUCCACUCAGUGAUGUCGCGUAUUUGUGUGGCGCACCUGUAAAGAGCGAGACAGGCAGAAGCCGGCUUUUUUAAUUAUUUGAUUCCUUUUCUUUCUUCUGUUAUCUUUUUUUCCCUUUUGUUUCAUGCAUUUGCUGAAAGGAACUCAUUUCUGUGUUUUGAUUUAAUAAAUAUUUCAUUUCCCUCAUUUUAUCUUGUUUGUGUUGGCUUUUUAUGUUCCCAAGUUUGAACUAAAGAGAGCGGAAUUCGUCAUUUUACACGCUAUUGGCCAGGUGUUUUCAUUCAGAGAUUGUUUGCCUAAGGACGUCCCUAACUUUCAUUUGUAGAAACGACGGCAACUCCAAACUAACAUGGCAGUCAGACUGUGCGAUGUGGCUUCUCUGCUUAGAAGUGGUUCGUGGGCGCCUGAGCCUUGGACUGGGCAGGUAAUUGCUGCCAUGGAAACACAGCUAUCCAAUGGGCCCACUUGCAACAACACAAGCAACGGUCCUUCAACUAUCACAAACAACUGCUCUUCACCUGUAGAGUCAGGGAGCGUAGAGGACAGUAAAACUAACUUGAUAGUCAACUAUCUGCCUCAGAACAUGACCCAGGAGGAACUGAAGAGUUUGUUUGGGAGCAUCGGAGAAAUUGAGUCCUGUAAACUAGUUCGAGACAAAAUCACAGGGCAGAGCCUAGGCUAUGGAUUUGUGAAUUAUGUGGACCCAAAGGAUGCAGAAAAGGCCAUCAAUACCUUAAAUGGCUUGAGACUUCAGACCAAAACCAUCAAGGUUUCCUAUGCGCGUCCAAGCUCCGCCUCCAUCAGAGAUGCAAAUUUAUACGUCAGUGGCCUGCCAAAAACUAUGACUCAGAAGGAACUGGAGCAGCUCUUCUCUCAGUACGGACGCAUUAUUACCUCACGCAUUCUGGUGGACCAGGUGACUGGUGUUUCCAGAGGAGUUGGCUUCAUUCGUUUUGACCGGCGAGUUGAGGCUGAGGAGGCCAUCAAGGGUCUGAACUGUCAGAAGCCGCCUGGUGCCACCGAACCCAUUACAGUCAAGUUUGCAAACAACCCGAGCCAAAAGACCAGCCAGGCGCUGCUGUCCCAGCUCUAUCAGUCACCCAAUCGAAGGUACCCAGGACCCCUCGCACAGCAGGCACAACGCUUCAGGUUGGACAAUCUGCUGAACAUGGCCUACGGAGUCAAAAGCAGGUUCUCCCCGAUGGCCAUUGACGGGGUGACCAGCUUGGCUGGCAUCAACAUCCCGGGGCACGCGGGCACUGGCUGGUGCAUCUUCGUCUACAACCUGGCUCCGGACGCAGAUGAAAGCAUCCUUUGGCAGAUGUUCGGGCCGUUUGGUGCUGUCACAAACGUCAAGGUUAUCCGCGACUUUAACACAAACAAGUGCAAAGGAUUUGGUUUUGUCACCAUGACUAAUUACGACGAGGCAGCUGUGGCCAUCGCCAGCUUGAAUGGAUACCGCCUUGGGGACAGAGUUCUGCAAGUGUCAUUCAAAACCAACAAAACACACAAAGCCUGAAACUCAGAUUGUUUCUAGAAAACUCACCAGAAAAUGGAAACAGAAAAUGGAAGCGUAUUGACCGUAACUUUCUACAUUAGUAACAAGAGCUUUGUAAAUCAGUGUUGCGAAGAAAAACGAUAUUUAGCGUCCAA
Molecule: messenger RNA, 4198 nt
Organism: Pundamilia nyererei
Lineage: Eukaryota; Metazoa; Chordata; Actinopteri; Cichliformes; Cichlidae
Gene: elavl2
Product: ELAV like neuron-specific RNA binding protein 2
Exons: 10
Coding region: 2895-4064 (389 amino acids)
Cellular component (GO): ribonucleoprotein complex
Molecular function (GO): RNA binding
Source: RefSeq, a predicted model, not a curated record